Molecule: messenger RNA, 4116 nt
Organism: Suricata suricatta (meerkat)
Lineage: Eukaryota; Metazoa; Chordata; Mammalia; Carnivora; Herpestidae
Gene: PATL1
Product: PAT1 homolog 1, processing body mRNA decay factor
Exons: 19
Coding region: 253-2565 (770 amino acids)
Biological process (GO): deadenylation-dependent decapping of nuclear-transcribed mRNA; P-body assembly
Cellular component (GO): P-body
Molecular function (GO): RNA binding
Source: RefSeq, a predicted model, not a curated record
CCUCCUUCCCGCCGCUGAGACUCGGAAGCGGUACGCCAAAUCUGUCCCCGCGCAGCCGCCGCGCCGGGCGCCGAGCGGGGCGACCAACCUCCCUGAGGCACGCCUGUGCACGUUCCCACGCACGCUCCGGCGUACGGCGGCGGCCAGGGGUCGCGAGCCGGUGGAGGACCCGCGCGCGGAGGAGCCCGGCGAGUCAGCGCCUCUUCCCUCCCUCCCCCACUCCCCUCCCCGCUCCCUCCCCCCUUCCCAAGAAUGUUCCGCUACGAGUCUUUAGAGGAUUGUCCUCUGGACGAAGAUGAAGAUGCAUUUCAGGGCUUGGGAGAGGAAGAUGAAGAGAUUGAUCAAUUCAAUGAUGAUACAUUUGGGUCAGGUGCAGUUGAUGACGACUGGCAGGAGGCGCACGAGCGCCUGGCUGAAUUGGAAGAGAAGCUACCAGCAGCGGUUCAUGAACAACCAGGCAGUGGAGAAAGGGAUGAGAUGGACUUGCUGGGUGACCAUGAGGAGAAUCUGGCGGAAAGACUCAGUAAGAUGGUGAUUGAAAACGAACUAGAAGAUCCAGCUAUCAUGAGGGCAGUGCAGACCAGGCCAGUCUUACAACCCCAACCAGGAAGUCUCAAUUCCAGCAUCUGGGACGGAUCUGAAGUUCUGAGGCGAAUCCGGGGACCACUGCUAGCUCAGGAAAUGCCUACAGUGUCUGUAUUAGAAUACGCCCUGCCUCAGAGGCCCCCACAGGGCCCAGAAGAUGAUCGGGACCUUUCUGAGCGUGCCUUGCCGCGGCGGUCCACGUCACCUGUCAUUGGGAGCCCUCCCGUCAGAGCCGUCCCCAUCGGCACCCCACCUAAGCAGAUGGCUAUACCCAGCUUCAGCCAACAGAUCCUGUGUCCGAAGCCUGUGCACGUCCGGCCCCCGAUGCCACCACGCUAUCCUGCUCCCUACGGUGAGAGGGCGUCCCCAAACCAGCUCUGCAGUGUCCCGAACUCGUCCCUGCUGGGCCACCCAUUCCCUCCUAGUGUUCCUCCUGUCCUGAGCCCCCUCCAGCGAGCACAGCUCCUCGGAGGAGCACAGCUGCCGCCUGGACGGAUGUCUCCCAGCCAGUUCGCACGGGUCCCUGGAUUUGUUGGCAGUCCGCUUGCCACCAUGAAUCCCAAGUUGCUGCAAGGGCGAGUGGGGCAGGUGCUGCCCCCAGCGCCGGGCUUCCGGGCCUUCUUCAGCGCAGCGCCCCCCGCCGCGCCGCCUCCCCAGCAGCACUCCCCUGGCCCGGGGCCUCACCUGCAGAACCUAAGGUCUCAGGCCCCGGUGUUCAGACCAGACACCACUCACCUCCACCCACAGCACCGGCGGCUCCUGCACCAGCGACAGCAGCAGAACAGGAAUCAGCAUCGGAGUCUUAACGGUGCGGCAGAGAGAGGAAGUCACCGGAGCAGCCAUCAGGACCACCUCCGAAAGGACCCCUACGCCAACCUCAUGCUGCAGCGAGAGAAGGACUGGGUCUCCAAAAUCCAGAUGAUGCAGCUGCAGAGCACUGACCCCUACCUGGACGACUUCUAUUACCAGAAUUACUUUGAAAAACUGGAGAAACUGUCAGCUGCUGAAGACGUGCAAGGUGAAGGCCCUAAAAAGGAGCGCACCAAGCUCAUCACCCCUCAGGUGGCCAAGCUGGAGCACGCCUAUAAGCCAGUGCAGUUCGAAGGCUCUCUGGGAAAGCUCACGGUUUCUAGUGUGAAUAAUCCCCGCAAGAUGAUCGAUGCUGUUGUGACAUCUCGGAGCGAGGAUGAUGAGACGAAAGAAAAGCAGGUUCGGGAUAAGAGACGAAAAACCCUUGUCAUAAUUGAAAAAACCUAUAGUCUACUCCUAGACGUGGAGGAUUAUGAAAGGCGGCACCUCCUCAGUCUGGAGGAAGAGCGGCCGGCCCUGGCGGAUGACAGAAAGCACAAAAUCUGUAGCAUGUACGACAACGUAAGGGGGAGAUUGCCUGGACAAGAGAGGCCAGGCGAUGACCACUUUGUACAGAUCAUGUGCAUCCGGAAAGGGAAGAGGAUGGUGGCCCGCAUUCUUCCUUUCCUCUCCACAGAGCAAGCAGCUGACAUUCUCAUGACAACGGCCAGGAAUCUCCCUUUCCUUAUCAAGAAGGACGCGCAAGACGAGGUGCUGCCAUGUUUACUGGGUCCCUUCUCCCUCCUGCUCUAUCACCUUCCGUCAGUGACUGUCACCAGCCUUCUGCAACAGCUAAUGAACCUACCUCAGAGCGCGGCUGCGCCGGCGCCCUCUAACCCUCACCUCGCUGCUGUGCUCCAGAACAAGUUUGGCCUGUCGCUGCUCCUCGUCAUCCUGAGCCGUGGGGAAGACCUGCAGAGUUCAGACCCUGCUGCAGAAUCCACACACAGCGCCCAGUGGACAGAGGUGAUGUUCAUGGCAACCCGAGAACUUCUGCGGAUUCCCCAAGCAGCCCUGGCCAAGCCGAUCUCGAUACCCACAAACCUGGUGUCCCUCUUUUCUCGCUAUGUUGAUCGACAGAAACUGAACUUGCUGGAGACAAAGCUGCAGCUAGUUCAGGGGAUACGAUAAAAGAUCUCCACAUGUGUCCUGUACCUCCUUUUGGCUGCCUCCUGCACUGCCGCCAUCACAAGGGAGUGGUUUUAAUGAGGGAGGGAAGGUAGCUUAUUCCCCAAAGCGUCUUGUGGGCCCGGCUCCCGUCCGCGGGGGUUGCCUCUGAAUGCCAGGUGUCCCCCACCGCUCUGUGAAAGUUGGCUGGGUGACACUUCUGCUGGUUUCUUCUUACUUCUGUGUCACAGUUCUGCAUGUCCUGCUCUCUCUCAAGUCUUCUCAAUUUUGCAUUUUCUUUGCCCUAGAGACACAAUUAUAAUCUCUCCCUUUGCCCCACCACCACCGCUCCGGAUCAGAGGAGACUAGCCUGCCAAAGGGUUCCUUCCCUCAUCCUGUUAAAGCUUCUUUCAUUGCCCAGUAUUAAUACGACUAUAGGAGAACCGAUCAAGUAGAAACCAACGUAUGCGUGUGCGCACACGCCCCCGCUCCAGAGGACCCUUAGGGAACGAGUUUUAGACUAAAAUAUGUAGUUGACACGUCACUCCUCUAAAAACCAGCUGAUAAUAUUUUUAAUCUGUUUCUAGUCCAUCCUGUAAUUAAUUUGGCGGGUUCUACUUGUUUUAAUAAUAAAUGCAGGGUAUGCAGCACGUUAAUAAAGUCACAACUCUGAAUUGGUGACACCCAGCUCUAGGCUGAGAAGUCCUGUCUCGUCCCCGCCGUGCUUCCCUGUGUCUGUCCACCUCCGUGAAACCGCACACGGUGGAGCCCUUUUCCCGCUGCAGCGGCGGUGCCCUGGGCCUGUCCCCUCCACAACCGCGAGGUGCCCCCGACGAACUGGACGAGAGCCUGCGUCCGCAGCGCAGCGUUUGCACACUCGCUCUGUCUUCCUGAGACGUCAGAAAGCCACGCUUCUACUUCCCUGUCCCCCGUUUGAGCCGGCGUCGUGGGCGGCAACCUCCCGUGGCAGCCACGGAAGCCGAGUCUGGCUCGCCUUGCCCUGCAGGCCCCUCCACACCACGGACACAACCGCCAUCCCUCCCCGUCCCCCCCUCCCCAGGCCGCCAGGGGCCCGGCUCCGUGUCCCAGCAGCACAGCCCGCCGUGUCCUCUGCACCUGUCCCCAUCCCGCACAGCAGCCACGUGGGCCGAGGGCUUUGAUCCCGAGGGAUGACAGCCCUCGAGACCGUUGAACCAGAGUCCGUUUCUCAUGACACCCUGGUUACACUGUGUGCUCUUCUCACCUGUUCAGUGUGAGUGGGGGGACACCUUGCGAUAUUCAAGGAGAAUCGACAUUUUGCACAUACACCUAUUGUACAACCAUAAAGCCCUCCAUUAGAGCCGGCUGUCCUCGCUGUCCAUCUGUCUGUCCCCGUCCCGUGGCCCCGGCCCCAGCAGCUGCUCGCGGUGACACAACCCAGUGCCCUCCGCCCUCCCCCACUGACUGUUUCCACCACGCGCCUCUCCUCCCCCCCCCACAACUGAUCAAGUGAAUACUUGACUAUUAUUUCUUCCUUUCUGUGCUUUAUCUUUUUUGUUUGGUUCUAAUUAAUAAAAAUUAAAGUUUCUAAAUUUA